This is a messenger RNA of Giardia duodenalis, 1386 nucleotides long. RefSeq lists its product as uncharacterized. The coding region runs from base 1 to 1386 and encodes 461 amino acids. Lineage: Eukaryota; Fornicata; Diplomonadida; Hexamitidae. The record is from RefSeq and is a predicted model, not a curated record. The transcript has a single exon.
AUGGAGCAUCUUUCUCCAACGACCAUUUAUUUCCAGAGUCUUUCUCUUCUUGCCGAUCACCUCAGAGCUCAAAUCAGAAUAAAGGAUAAAGGAGUGACCAUCCUGCUCCAGCCAGCAACCUAUGACAUCCCCAAGAUUCUUCCCUAUCUCUUUCCAACGUACACUCAUGUUACACCCGUGUCAGCUGAACAAGUAUUAGAUUAUUUAGAGUCAUUGCCAACAGCUCUCUCACUUCCUACAAAGACCCUCCUUGUUAUUGAUGAGCACUCCUCUUCACUCAUGCUUAAGAUUCGCUCCUUCCUCUUCACUUCCUAUGAGACGCACGCAUCUGGAGCUGUGUUUUUAACCAAGGACCUACCUCAAAAUCUAUCCGUUUGCAUUAUUCUAUCCCGAGCACUCAUCGAGAGACAGGCGUCUGACACGCAGGUCUCUAUCCUCAAUCAGUAUCAUAUUUAUUCUAUCAAGACAGCAUCAGUGGGCGAGCCACUACGACACAGAGUUCCUCUGGUGAUAGACCUCGGUUGGAUAGGAAAGAAGGCUAUUACCGAUUUAAUAUUCAACAUGCUAACCAGAGAUCCUCGUCACGAACCUGCAAUCAAGAUGGGGGAGAGAAGUCUGUCACAUCGUGAUAUCCAGCGAUUUGUUAGUGCAACAAACCCUAUAUCCCCUUCAUCGGCACUCCAUAACUUUGUGUUCUAUGUCAGCACGCCUCUAAGAGAAGCGGCACUGCCUCAACUAUCGAGUGAAACAGACACGCUAUACCAACUUAUGCGGUCCUUCUUCUCCGCCUCUUUGCGGGAUCCCCGUGCAGACAUGACCACCUCACGAAGUAGCGCGUUGCACUAUAUCAGCCUUCGUCUCGUGCGUAACUUGCCCGUGCACAUCCCCUCCGCCCACGCUUUCUUCUUCCUGUCAACAAAAAGACUUCCUACCAAACGUAACCUAAAUCAAAUUUAUCUAGAUGCGUUACAAUCCGAUAUAUCCCCCAACACCAUUCUAUCGUGGCUCUAUGACUAUAUCUAUGACGUAUACCACACUGCAGACCAAAUUGGACACUUUUGCGAGUGUGUUUCUGCGCUAUACAGUACCUCAGACAGACUCCCAACGUACACCAGCGCAUUCUCGCUGCAAGUUGCAUGGAUUGUGCACGAGCUAUGUGUAUUGAAGUUCACCAAAUUGCACUCCCUCCCUCAAACCAUGCGUCGGCUGUCAAGUUUUUGCCCUCCUAGACAGCCUUCUGUCAAGCGCAUCAAUUCACUAGAUGCACACGAGCAAUAUGCGCAUCUUCAUAACAAUCUUGAUGUCCUUUCUGCACCAAUUGAGCACUUAAAAGAGAAGAGCGGCCAUUCUGACAGCCCUGACUCUGAGUCUGAGCUAACAAGUUAG